AUGAGCCAAGUCGUCGUCGACACCACAGAACGCGAAGGAUUUAAGAGAUCUGCCACCAAUUUGCUGGACAUUGUCCAUAACACGCUCGUUUUAUCCCACAUCGUCGCCUACCUACCGCCAUCCUCCAUCACCAAGCUCACAGCAACCAACCGAGCCAUCCGAGACACCAUCACCCACACCCCAGGCGUGCAUCGCCACCUAGACCUCACCACAGUCAAGAGAGCCUACACCAGCGUUGGCGCAAUCAAUCACGGCGGCGAUGUUACGCCACUCGUUGAAAAUCUGACUGAAGACGACUUCUACUCAGGACUGCUGCGCGGACUCUUCUCUACCUUGCAAAGGCGAAACAUCCUGCAAGAUGUGCAGACCCUCGUAUUGGACGGCCUCUCCGUGACCGCGGAGCUCUGUCACGAGAUCAUCAACGACCCCCGGUUCAACGUGCGGCUGCUCUCCAUCCGCGACGUCACCAACCUCAACCACGCGAAGCUCCGCGGCGCGCUGCAGUAUGCCUGCCGCGCGAGCCGCGACGCAAACCCGCGCCUGAAAGGUCUUUACCUCUUCGGCCCCAAGGGCUCCGGCGCGUCCGCCGGCGACGCCUGGUGGGACGUCAAGGGGCGGCAGCUCCGCCGGCCCGUCACCGACGAGUGGGCGGCGUGCGUGCUCGCCUGCUCCGGCGCGCUCGUCUUUGACGCGCCGCUGUGUCACGGGCCGCGCCACCGCAACAGUCGGGCUGCCGGCGCCGCCGGACUGGUCGCGGAGCACCGGCCGGCAGUGGCAACCUACGCGCUCGCGGGCUGUGCGGGCUGCGGCGCCGCGCCGGAGGGCAUGACGAUGCCCUCCUCGUCCGAGCUGCCGCUGCUUGCGCCGCCGCCAACCACCUCCUCGUCGGUGCGGGCGGCAACUACGCCCGGGCGCACGGCGACGGCGUUUGUGCCGCGGUGCGGCGAGUGCAUCCGGGAGCGCCACUGCCAGUGCUGUGAUAAGUGGUGGUGUGAGGCGUGCUACCAGCUGCCGGGGCAGGGAGGGGGGCCGGUGCAGGAGCCGGCUGUGGUCAUCUUGGAGGAAGGUGACGGCCUGGCCCUGGAGGACUACAUCGCUCUCCAGGAGGCGGCCCCGAAAAUGAAGAACCGAGUCACAAAAAGCUGCUGGGAGUGCGGUAACAGCUGCGAAGAUUGCAUCGACAAGACGCAGCGAGUGUGUAAGAAAUGCUGCGCUGGCUACUGCACCGUCCAUAACGAAGGGUCAUCCGCCGAGUUUUGUGACUGGUGCGUCUCUCGAGGCCGCAGGCUGGCCAAGACAAAGGGACAUGAGGGCAGCCCACCGCGGCUGACCAUUCUGCGUGACGUCCGUCACCUCAACCACAUCCGCCGAAGGGCUGGAUUCUAA
This is a messenger RNA of Cordyceps fumosorosea ARSEF 2679, 1386 nucleotides long. RefSeq lists its product as hypothetical. The transcript is spliced from 6 exons. The coding region runs from base 1 to 1386 and encodes 461 amino acids. Lineage: Eukaryota; Fungi; Ascomycota; Sordariomycetes; Hypocreales; Cordycipitaceae. The record is from RefSeq and is a predicted model, not a curated record.